CAGCUAAGCGGCCGUGUCAGCGUGAUCAGUUCUGGGACCCGCGUUCCACCGGCGGCGUCCGAGGGUGACCACUGGGGCCGAGAGCCCGGCAGGGACGCACUGGGUCGCAGGGCCACCCGGUCCCAGGCGCAGGCGGCGCGGGGUCAGCACAGAGCUACCCGGCCUGGUGUUCAUGGCCCAGGCCGCAAGAGGCUGCUCGCUGGUGUCUGUGCUGGUGACCACGUUGCUGUUGGUGGCAGCUGAAAUAGAUCUGUGCAAGCGAGGCGACGUCACUGUGAGACCGGCGCGUGUGGUGGCCCUGGGCUCAGCGGUCGAGGUCUCCUGCAGCCUGAAGCCGGGACAGGGCUGCCAGCGCCACGCCAGUUCCGACAGCCUGGUCCUCUACAGGGUCCGUGGGGACCGGGAGCUCCGGGAAGUAGCUGCCCGCCGCGGCCAGACCCUGAGCCUGCAUGUCAGGGACCUGCCCCGGGGCACGACCCUGUUCGUCUGCAAACUGGCCUGCGCUGGACGCCACCAGGCCCGCGUGUGCGGGGCCGAGAUCUCCGCAGAUGCUCUGCCAGAGCCGCCUGGGAAUGUGUCCUGCGUGCAGGAGGGAGAGCAUGGCUCCAUCACCUGCUCCUGGAGCACGGGCCCAGCUGUCCACCUGCGCAGGAACUACAUGCUGCGGCUCCAGGGCCCGGGAAAUUCGACGUGGCAGGCGCAGUGCAAUGACUGCAGUCACCUGGACCUCGGGAUCAGCCUCACCUCUGAGCACCUUGAAUCCAGGUUCACGGCCACGGUCACCGUCACCAACGCCCUGGGGAGUUCUUCCUCGCUCCCAGCCCCGUUCAGGCUCCUGGACAUAGCAAGGCCGCUGCCUCCGUGGGACGUCCACGUCCAGUUCCUGAACGGCUCCAACAGCCGCUGCCGCCUGCAGUGGAGCAACGAGGCCUGGGUGCUGCUCAGCCGGCUUCAGUACCGGCCCCGAGGCAGCGGGUCCUGGAGGACGGUCAACAUGACGGACUCCCCAGGGAGACAUGACCUGUGGCACCUGGCACCCUUCACGGAGUACGAGUUCCAGGUUUCCUCGAGGCUGCACCGCUCCCAGGGAGGCUGGAGUGAGUGGAGUGAGCCGCUUUGGGCACGCACGCCGGAAGAAGAGCCCACAGGGACACUGGACGUGUGGCUCCGGACCUGGCCUGCGGACGGUGACCAGCGGGUCUCCCUGUUCUGGAAGAGUCUGAGAACUGCGCAGGCCAGAGGGGAGAUCCUACACUACCAGGUCGACCUGCAAGAGGCGAUGGGGAGGACGCCCACACUGCGGAACGUCACGCGAGACACCUCCUGGACCUGGGUCAUCCCCCGCACCGGGGUGUGGACAGCAGCCGUGUCCGCCAUCAACUCCAAAGGAAGUUCCCGCCCCGCGCGCCUGGCCCUAGCGGAUCCAUGCAGCACAAGGUCCCUAGCUCCUGCCCUGGUCUCCACGAGCACGCAGGACGGGGACCGCAUCCUGGUAACCUGGCAGCCUCCGGGGCGCAGUGGCCCCGCCGUGCAGCAGUACGUGGUGGAGUGGACGGCGCUGGCUGGGCACGGCUCCCGGGCUCCCCCGAGCUGGCUGCGGGUACCCCCCUCCGGCAGGUCCGCUGUCAUCUCAGAGAACACGGAGCCCUACGUAUGCUACCAGGUCCGCGUGUACGCGUUGUCGGGGGACCUCAGUGGGUGCAGCUCUGUCCUGGGUGACUCCAAGCAUAAAGCCCCGCUGAGCGGCCCCCACAUCGAGGCCAUCACCGAGGACCAAGGGCAUGUCCUGGUGUCCUGGAGCCCUGGCCCGACCCUGGAGCAGGUGGGCUGUGUCCUGCGCCUCAGGAUCUACUGGCAGGAACAGGACUCCAGCGCCCCGCCCGGGCUCCAGGAGGUGUCCCCCGGGCGUGCCCAGAACUCCUACGCCCUCCCGGGCCUGCAGCGCCAGGUGCCCUACACGUUGUGGAUGACGGCGCUGACCGCGGCGGGCGAGAGCCCCCCGGGGAACCAAAGGGAAUUUUUCCUGCGAGGGGGAGCUAGCUGGAUCUCCGUCCUGGUGCCCAGCGCCUGUGUGGCUGCUGUCACUGUGGGUGUCCUCUCCACCCCCUGCUUUCGGCAAAAGAUACUGGUCCUGCUCUCCAUCCUCAGGCCACAGUGGUGCAGCCCAGGGAUCCCAGACCCAGCCAACAGCACUUGGGCCAGGAGGUUCCUGCUGGGGGAGGAGAGGACACCACUGCCAGUGGAUGGGACACAGGUGGCCAUGUACCCCCCAGAAGAGCCUGAGCCCCUGGUCAUCAGCGAGGUUCUGCACAGAGGUCCCCACUGGCCUGAGCAGGGACAGGGAGGCCGAGGUCACUUGGCCUGCACUGAACAUCCUGGGGACAGAGGGUGCAGCCCAGCACCUGCAGGAGCUCUGUACAAGGUGCUGGGGGGCCAGGGUGGGGAGCCAGCACAUGGGGUGACACUCCCGGGCCCCGACGGCUACCUACCCUCCGGCCCAGGGGAUGCAGCCACCCGAGGGUCCCCACUGCCUGAGCCGGUGGAAGAGCUGGGGCCGCAACACGUGGCUCUCUCAGUCUUCACCACCCACUCUCUGCACCCGCUCAGUGUGGCCUGCGGCCCCAGGCUGACCCUGGAUCAGCUGAGGAUGGGCUGUGAUGCCCUGGUGCUCUGAGCCUGCCCAGGGGAGCGUCCCCACGUGCAGGGGCAGCCUUGAUGGCUUCAACUCUACAUAAGGUGGGCACCAGCUCACCGCACAGACCUCGCCUCCAGCCUGGGCUCCUGGCUGUGGUGACAAGAAAGGGGUGACGAGGGGACAGAGUGGAGAACAGAGCCUGACUGUGGGAGGAGCCGGCAUCAAGCAUGCAGCAACCAGCUGUGGCCUCAGACUGGCCACAGUCCUCCUGCCUCAGCCUCCCAGCACUGGGACACAGGCCGCUGUCAGGUGCCUUGUAGACGGGGUGAGAUUGAACCCAGGGCCUCGUGCCCGUGCGGCCAGUGCUGUGGCAUCAGCUGCAUCCGGCCACACCACAACCCUGGAGAGAAAGCAGCCAGAGCCUUGGCUGUGCUCAGGACAGAGCCCGCCCUCUGCUGACUGUGACAGGGACCGUGGCAGCCGAAAGGGAAAGACUGCGCCCUCCUGACCUCACCGCAUCCAUUCAGGCGCACAGCCGGUUCCCUGCUGAGGCGGCCCCAGGAGUACUCCUCCUUCCCCAGUCAGCCUGCUUCCCAAUGCCCACAUUUCCCACAGCCAGCGGCCACCAGGGGGCGCCCUGGGCACAGUGAACACCAUCUGGCUCCUCUGUGCCCCAGGCCCUGGCUAACCCUGUCCAGGUGAGGUCAGGCCUCCUCCUGGUCCUGCCUGGGUGCCCUCAGCUCUCUGGCUGCUCAGAGAAGCCGCUGCCUGGGUUUCAUAAAAGUCAGCUUCCUGGGCCGCGGGUUGAGCUCAGCGGUGUGAAGGCCUGCGUGGCCGGUGUGAGGUGGUGACAAAAAAUGAUCUUUAAAUCCA
Cavia porcellus (domestic guinea pig) is the source of this 3508-nucleotide messenger RNA. RefSeq names its product interleukin 12 receptor subunit beta 2 (gene Il12rb2). Gene Ontology annotation, molecular function: cytokine receptor activity; cytokine binding. The transcript has 16 exons. Lineage: Eukaryota; Metazoa; Chordata; Mammalia; Rodentia; Caviidae. Gene Ontology annotation, cellular component: external side of plasma membrane; signaling receptor complex; membrane. Bases 173 to 2674 code for a protein of 833 amino acids. The record is from RefSeq and is a predicted model, not a curated record. Gene Ontology annotation, biological process: cytokine-mediated signaling pathway.